UCAUACAGCCACAGAAAGAGGUUGGAUUGAUUUCUAACUUUUCUGCCUUCAUAUCAUCAUUGCCAGAGCAGCUACAACUCACCAUGUCAAUGGGAAUGGAAAUUGGGGGCAUCGCCCUUGGUUUAAUAGGCUGGAUCAUUGCUAUUGUUACCUGUGCUCUGCCUAUGUGGAAGGUGACGGCUUUUAUUGGAGCUAACAUUGUCACGGCACAAGUCAUCUGGGAGGGCAUCUGGAUGACCUGUGUGGUUCAGAGCACUGGACAGAUGCAGUGUAAGGUGUACGACUCCAUGCUGGCUCUUCCUCAGGACCUUCAGGCAGCCCGUGCUAUGUGCAUCAUCUCCAUCAUCCUGGGUGUGCUGGCCGUAAUGAUCUCCAUCAUGGGUGCAAAGUGCACCAACUGCAUUGAGGAUGAGGCAUCCAAGGCAAAAGUCAUGAUUGUCUCUGGCAUCUGCUUCAUCAUCUCCGGCCUCCUGACACUUAUCCCGGUGUCCUGGACCUCCAACACCAUCGUUCAGGAUUUCUACAACCCAAUACUGACGUCCGCUCAGCGCAGGGAGUUGGGAGCAUCGCUGUACAUAGGCUUUGGGGCUGCUGCCCUUCUCAUCAUUGGAGGAGCUUUGCUGUGCUGCACCUGUCCACCACGGGAGAACAGGUACAAGCCCCCAACAAAAGCCUAUACUGCUCCUCGCCCAGUCAGUGGCUACGGGAAGGACUAUGUAUGAAAUUCUAUAAAAGACAGGUAAAGAUUUAAUCAAGGAAGACAAAGAAUCUUCUGAGUAGACUCCGAGAUGAAGGGCUGUGUUAUGCUGUUUCAUAUUUGCUUUGUGCUGUGGUUGCUGUGUGCUUUUGGAGUUGCUUUUAAGAAUGUACCUGUUGAAUGAGGAUUUGCAAUGUGAAAUUAGGUUAUUGUAUAAUAGUAUAAUAAUACUGUUGCUUUGAAUAGAACUAGUUAAAUUUUUAUAUAAGUUUUAGUCUCUUCUCUUCAGAACCUUGCUAUAAUGCUAUAACUUUAAUCAAGAAGGAAGUACACACUGCGUCUCUUUGGUUUUUUUUUUUUGUUUUGUUUUUUUUU
Messenger RNA from Ictalurus furcatus (blue catfish), 1072 nucleotides. Its product is annotated as claudin-4-like. NCBI's taxonomy places the organism in Eukaryota, Metazoa, Chordata, Actinopteri, Siluriformes, Ictaluridae. The coding region runs from base 84 to 722 and encodes 212 amino acids. The record is from RefSeq and is a predicted model, not a curated record. Gene Ontology annotation, biological process: cell adhesion; bicellular tight junction assembly. Gene Ontology annotation, cellular component: bicellular tight junction; plasma membrane. Gene Ontology annotation, molecular function: structural molecule activity. The transcript has a single exon.